AUACAGGCUACUAAACACGUAUUUACGUCUCCGUCAUCUGCACUCAAGGCCGGCGUCUCCAAUGGCACACGUGCUUGCAAUGCGAAACUCCAUGGGAUGGCAGGGGUGGAGGCCGAGCAUAUCGCAUAUGCCGCAGUUCAGGUAGGUGUUUUUUGA
Molecule: messenger RNA, 156 nt
Organism: Suillus plorans
Lineage: Eukaryota; Fungi; Basidiomycota; Agaricomycetes; Boletales; Suillaceae
Exons: 1
Source: RefSeq, a predicted model, not a curated record